AUGGAACCAAAUGAGAGACAAGGCAUAUGGUGUCUAGGAGGACUCUCUUCAUUAUCAAUGACCAACAAAUCAUUCACAUCCCAAAGCAUUCAAAAUUCAAGAGCUUAUUCCCAAAACUUUUCUUAUAAUAUAAAUACAGCAAUGGGUUUUCGUUUACAUGGUAUCAGAAAGGCAAUAUUUGCAGCAAAUCAAACAUCUUCAAAAGCAGCUGAUGCACAAAAGGGUCAUCUUGCAGUCUAUGUCGGGGAGAAAAUGAAGCGAUUUGUGAUCCCUGUAUCAUACUUGAAUAAACCUUCAUUCCAGCACCUCUUGAAUCAAGCAGAGGAAGAGUUUGGAUAUGAUCAUCCCAUGGGUGGCCUCACAAUUCCUUGCAGUGAAGAAGUCUUCCAACAUAUAACUUCUUGCUUGAAUGGACAAUAA
This is a messenger RNA of Sphenostylis stenocarpa, 420 nucleotides long. The record is from the annotation of a GenBank genome assembly. Lineage: Eukaryota; Viridiplantae; Streptophyta; Magnoliopsida; Fabales; Fabaceae.